Messenger RNA from Polypterus senegalus (gray bichir), 2387 nucleotides. It is a transcript of the gene ppm1aa, whose product is annotated as protein phosphatase, Mg2+/Mn2+ dependent, 1Aa. Gene Ontology annotation, cellular component: cytosol; nucleus. Lineage: Eukaryota; Metazoa; Chordata; Cladistia; Polypteriformes; Polypteridae. The transcript is spliced from 6 exons. The record is from RefSeq and is a predicted model, not a curated record. Gene Ontology annotation, biological process: positive regulation of canonical Wnt signaling pathway; protein dephosphorylation; positive regulation of canonical NF-kappaB signal transduction. Gene Ontology annotation, molecular function: magnesium ion binding; protein serine/threonine phosphatase activity; manganese ion binding. Bases 305 to 1456 code for a protein of 383 amino acids.
UUUUUUCUUCGGAGGGGUGAUCAUUCAGUAAGAAAUCGAGCCGUAUAUACCCUCUGGAUCAAACACUGUCUAAAUGUUAUCUUCUGUGUCUUUUAGGUAAACGUAAUGCAUCCCUGGUUCUCUCAGAAGAGAGAGCUGCACGGUUUCGCGAUCUGAAUGCGCUGAAAGGCGGUUUAACCCUUCUUCACGACUACGGAAUUCUUUCUCUCUGUAGUCGGUGUUCGUCGGCCUACAGCCACCUUUCUUGACGCUGACAGCAUUCGAACCCCCGGGCUGCUUGUGGGAUUCGGACCAAGUCAGAAAAAUGGGAGCAUUUUUGGACAAACCAAAGAUGGAAAAAUAUAAUGCUCAUGGUGAGGGGAAUGACCUAAGUUAUGGCCUUAGCAGCAUGCAGGGCUGGAGAGUGGAGAUGGAAGAUGCCCACACAGCGGUGAUUGGUCUGCCGAAUGGCCUUGACCCUUGGUCUUUUUUUGCAGUGUAUGAUGGGCAUGCUGGGUCUCAAGUUGCCAGAUACUGCUGUGAGCAUUUGCUAGAACACAUCACAAACAAUCCAGAUUUUAAGGGGGCCAGUCCAGAACCUUCAGUAGAAAAUGUAAAGUGUGGAAUCCGAACUGGCUUUCUGCAGAUAGAUGAGCACAUGAGAGCUAUCUCUGAAAAAAAGCAUGGAGUAGACAGAAGUGGUUCGACAGCUGUGGGAGUCAUGAUAUCUCCUCAACAUAUCUACUUUAUUAACUGUGGGGACUCCAGAGGUUUGCUUAGCCGAAAUGGGAAGGUCUACUUCUUUACUCAAGAUCAUAAACCUAGUAACCCACUUGAGAAGGAACGCAUCCAAAAUGCAGGUGGUUCAGUAAUGAUUCAGCGUGUAAAUGGUUCACUGGCAGUGUCUAGAGCCCUGGGGGAUUUUGAUUACAAAUGUGUACAUGGGAAAGGGCCAACAGAGCAGCUUGUUUCACCUGAACCAGAAGUCUUUGAAAUUGAAAGAUCUGAAGCUGAAGAUCAGUUUAUAAUUCUGGCGUGUGAUGGAAUUUGGGAUGUUAUGGCCAAUGAUGAGCUAUGUGACUUUGUAAGAUCCAGACUUGAAGUUACAGAUGACCUUGAGAAAGUUUGCAAUGAGAUUGUUGAUACCUGCUUAUAUAAGGGCAGCCGAGACAAUAUGAGUGUUGUGCUGAUUUGCUUUCCAGGUGCACCAAAAGUUACACCCGAAGCUGUGAAGAGAGAGGCAGAGUUGGAUAAGUACCUGGAGAACAGAGUAGAAGAGAUUAUUAAGAAGCAGUGUGACGAAGGAGGGCCAGACUUAGUCUACGUGAUGCGUACUUUAGCAACGGAGAGCAUCCCCAAUCUCCCACCUGGGGGGGAACUGGCAAGCAAACGAAGUGUCAUUGAAGCAGUUUAUAACAGACUGAAUCCUUACAGAAGCGAUGACACUGAUUCUGCAUCGACUGACGACAUGUGGUAAAACUGCCGGGUUCUCAGAAUUAUUGGGCAACUACAAUCCAAGAAUACCAUCAGUCUUUCUCUACUGUCAAUUCUCACAGCUUUUCUUAUUAAGAAGGGAAAUAUGCACUUGUGGAGGACGAUACACACAAACAUCUACAGCAUCAUUCUGCCCACGAUCUCAACAUCUCAACAAUAUCUCUACCAUCCUUUUUCCCCUGUUGCCCCAAAUCUAAAAAUUGAAAUUGUUUAAAAACAGAUUGUAAUUGUUAUGGUAAUAGGAUUCCAGAUUUUUUAUGAUGUUUUUUUUUUUUUUCCUUUUCUAUUUGUAAAAGUGCAAUUGUCCUUGUACAAAAUGCCUGUGUUCAAAGAAGCUUAAGUUGGUUUAAGAUAAAACUGUAAACACACUCUGCCUUUUUUCUGGUCUUCUGGGAUGCAACACAUGUUUGUAUAGUGCAUAUUAUUAUAAGUAUUUCAUUUUUUUUUUUUUUUUUUUUAGAAAAAAACGGGUAAAAUUUAUGUAUAAGCAUGUGAGAGCUUAUUAAUCAAAUUUAGGUUAAUGACUACGUUGUGCACUUUUUAACUUAAUUUCUGCAAAUACUUGUCAGAUAAUCCCAAUGCUAAAAAGGCUUUUUGUUAAUGGUAAAUAUUUAUUGUUCUGUCUUCCCCCUUUUAAAAGCCUAGUGUCUAAAUGGAUAUGAAAGGCUUAUGAACAUGCCACUGCUUACUUGUUGCAUUUUUAUUAUGAAGGAAGACUAUUGGCUUCAGCUUAAUCGACACUAGGAGCUCAAAGCUUGCAUUUUUACUUUUUCCUUUACAGAAUAAGAGUGUGAGAAAGAGAGAGACAGACAGAGGGAUAAGUCAACAUUUUGUGUUUCUGGGCACUCUACAUCGUUGCUAUAUUUUUUUAUGUUGUCAGAGUGACACUAACUAUUUAUUAAAUUGUGUUUUUU